CCAAUAGCGUCAGCCCUGCUAGGCAGACAAGUCAACGGCUUCCAGCGCAACAGCAACAAAAGUGAAAUCGCUGAUAAGACGAUAAUCUUUUGCCCAUCCCUGAAUGAAUGAGAGCCUGUGUACCAAAUCUUACUGAAGCCUAAACCAAAUUGGCGCCCUCGCAAUUGUAGAGAAACUUGUAGUAACCACAAAUCGGAACAGGCACCUCGGGUGAAACAAACGAUUAAAGCGUGCUUCGACGAGCAUGACACCUUAAAUACCAUUGAAGACGCAAACGCUGAAACAGACGCAGCCGCAGCAAUAAAAGAGAAAUCGCACACACUGACAAGCACAGCCACAGCCAUUGACAACGCAUCGGUUGAGCCAGCUUGAAUCGACAGCCAGCAACAUGACGCCGGCGGUAACUGGCAGCACAACAUGUACCAAGACUACAGGCCCAGCGGUCAGUCAGCGGCGCAAGCACAGCGGACGUGAGCAACUGCAGCAAAUAAUUGCCGGUGGCUUAUCAGCAGCUAUUACGCGCUCCACCUGUCAGCCGCUGGAUGUACUCAAAAUACGUUUUCAACUACAAGUGGAGCCGUUCAAGGCGGCUGCUCCACCUAUACAGUCAUCCUCCAAGACUGACCUCCCAUUGCAUUCCUCCAAAUACACAUCCAUCACUCAAGCUGUGCGCACCAUUUACCGGGAGGAGGGCCUGUUGGCCUUCUGGAAGGGUCACAAUCCCGCUCAGGUGCUGAGCAUUAUGUAUGGCAUCUGCCAGUUCUGGACUUACGAGCAGCUAAGCCUUCUGGCGAAACAAACCAAUUACCUCAAGGAUCAUCAGCAUCUUUCAAACUUCAUGUGCGGCGCUUCGGCUGGAGCGGCGGCAGUUAUCAUUUCCACACCGUUAGAUGUUAUACGAACACGUCUUAUUGCCCAGGACACUAGCAAGGGAUAUCGCAAUGCAACACGGGCCGUCACUGCCAUUGUGCGUCAGGAGGGAAUCCGUGGCAUGUAUCGGGGCUUGUCUUCGGCCCUCUUACAAAUCGCCCCUUUGAUGGGAACCAACUUCAUGGCCUAUCGUUUGUUCAGCGAGUCGGCAUGCAAAUUUUUCGAAGUGGACGAUCGUACCAAGCUGCCUACUUGGACUCUCUUGAUGCUGGGUGCUUCCUCGGGCAUGCUAUCGAAAACAAUUGUGUAUCCCUUUGACUUGGUCAAAAAACGUCUGCAAAUCCAGGGAUUUGAGCAAAAUCGACAGACGUUCGGACACACACUAAAAUGUAAUGGGGUUUGGGAUUGUCUUCAACUAACGGUGCGACAGGAGGGUGUAAGGGGUCUCUACAAGGGCGUUGCUCCCACGCUCCUCAAAUCCAGCAUGACGACGGCGUUGUACUUUAGUAUUUACGACAAACUAAAACAGGUGCACUUCUGGUAGGUGCGAACUAGCAAUCUUAUUCAAUAUAGAAAUUAAGUAGUGAAAAAGUUCACAGCACAGAAUCUAUUUUUUAUAUGCUAUUUACAAAUAAUGCUGUAAAUGAUAUUAA
Messenger RNA from Drosophila navojoa, 1523 nucleotides. It is a transcript of the gene Tpc1, whose product is annotated as Thiamine pyrophosphate carrier protein 1. Gene Ontology annotation, biological process: transmembrane transport. The record is from RefSeq and is a predicted model, not a curated record. NCBI's taxonomy places the organism in Eukaryota, Metazoa, Arthropoda, Insecta, Diptera, Drosophilidae.